Paraglomus occultum is the source of this 620-nucleotide messenger RNA. The record is from the annotation of a GenBank genome assembly. Lineage: Eukaryota; Fungi; Glomeromycota; Glomeromycetes; Paraglomerales; Paraglomeraceae.
GUCGAGACGAUGAUUCAAGAAGCAAAUGAAGAAUGGAGAAGAAUCAACGGAGACCUCGAACCACCGCUACCGUUGAUAAAGCUAAUUGUCGAGCUUGGGGAGCUGAUGGAAGACAAGGCGAUAGACUGGAGUCGUGGUUUUGAGACACAGGUGGCUAAUCCUAAACAUUCUGAUUUAUUCAAAACUAUAACGAAGCGCAAAAGAGCAACGUCUUCAAUACCGCUUCCUGAUAAUGAUGAGCCUUGGGCACAAAUCCUCCCCAAUAUGGCCUCCCGACUCCAAAAUUUGACCACUAUACCAUGGGAACCGAUGGAAUUAGCUAUAAAAAAGUCUGUAAACUCUGCAGCUUCCCAAAGCAUUAUCGAUUGUUUGGGUAGUUCAGAGCGAAUUCUCACUGAACGAUUGGGGAGACUUCCGAUAGAGACGUUGGAGAAUGAGACUUUGACUACUGAUGCGAUGCGUCGUUUUACAGAAGAAAUGAGAGCAGAAUUUCGUGGAUCAACUGAUCCGUUCGACUGGUUGGAGCAGUCAAACAAUGCAAAUGCCGCAGAGGACGAUGAAUCUGACAGGUCUUCAGAAAUGAUGGAUUUAGACAAUGAUAGGACUGGCGAGGCUGACUC